AUGCCGACUUCUAGUACUAGAAUUGUUGGUGACCAGCCGUCCAAAGCGGGGGGAACAUCUGAUGAGUCUGUCGCAGUGGAAAAGGUAGAAGCUGGGGACGAAGGCCAGCCCCAACAAGAAACCGAGCAACAAUUGGAGUACCCAUCUGGGCCUAGGUUUUGGGUGAUCGUCUUCGCACUCUGUCUUGUGGGCUUCCUCAUCUCUUUGGACAGCACCGUCAUUGCCACCGCAGUACCUGAAAUUUCCAAUGAGUUCGAUUCGUUGUCGGAUAUCGGGUGGUACAGUAGUGUGUACUUUCUUACAAUGUGCUUACCCCAGCUCUCCUUUAUGAAAGUCUAUAGCCGAUACCCCAUCCGCUUAACAUAUGGGGUUGUCAUGGUAGUCUUCCUAGCGGGCUCAGCUCUCUGCGGCGCGGCGCCCAACUCCCAGGCGUUGAUAGCUGGACGUGCCCUCGCAGGUCUCGGAGCAGCAGGUCUCUACUCUGGCAAUAAUGCUUUGGUCCCGUUCCUGGCGCCUGCUCCGAAACGACCCUUCUUCUUUGGCCUAUUCCUAGGCGCCAUGGGUCUGGGACUGGGCAGCGGUCCAUUGAUAGGUGGCGUACUCACGGAAAAUGCUACCUGGCGCUGGAAUGCAAGUUGGAUAGCCAAUAUCCUCUUCUUAUUCUACUUGAACCUGCCAGUUGGUGCUUUCAUAUGUCUCGUGCUAUAUUUUUCUGUCCAAAUCCCAGCACGUACGGGCCCAGCCAUUCCCAUACCGUGGCAAAGGUUCGUCCAGAGUCUCGAUCUGCCCGGCUUGAUUAUCCUCACGCCUGCAAUGGUUUGUCUUCUACUCGCCCUACAGUGGGGAGGAGUUACAUUCUCGUGGAGCAAUGGCCGCGUUAUAGCACUGCUAGUUGUUUUUGGUGUCUUGAUGACGGUCUUCAUCGCAGCCGAGGUUUAUCAGGGCGGCGGCAAUGCCAUGCUCCCAAACCGCAUUAUGCACCAGUUCCACGUCCUUAGUGCCGUCUGGUUUUGUAUUUGCAGUAAUGGAACAACCGCCGUUCUCAGCUAUUAUCUUCCGAUUUGGUUCCAAGGAGUGAAAGGCGACUCGCCGAUCCAGUCGGGUAUCCACACGCUGCCAUUGGUCAUUACGACCGGUGCCGCCUCUAUUUUAGGAGGAGGACUUAUGGCCACGUUUGGCCGGGUUGGGCUGUGGACGGUGAUCGGGUCUCUGUCCGCAGUUGUCGGUGCUGGAUUAUUCACGUCACUCAGACCGGACACCAGCCUGGCCAAAUUGGCCGGCUACCAAAUUCUAUCCGCUGUUGGCUCUGCCGCCGGCAGACUGUGUCCUAGUGUUGCACUUCAAAAUAUCCUAGACGACAACGACAUUUCAUAUGGCUUUACACUUCUUACGUUUUUCGCGUCCAUGGCUGGCGCAACCUCUGUAUCUAUUGGGCAGGCACUGUUCACAAACUCUCUGGCGAAAGAGUUGCGAGAACUCGGGAUACCAGAACCAGAUAUCGAUGCUGCCCUCGGGGGAGGCGUUAAUACAGUUGCGGCUGGACUUCCAACCGAGUUUCAAGCAGCGGUUCUUACUGCGAUGAACGAGUCAGUUGUCAAUGUAUGGCGGCUCCCACUAGUUUUGUCAUGCCUUGGAAUGAUUGGAGCUGUGUUCAUCCAGCGCUGGAGCAUCCGUGAGCUCAGGUUGCCCUGGGGAACUCGGAAUUAG
Molecule: messenger RNA, 1707 nt
Organism: Clonostachys rhizophaga
Lineage: Eukaryota; Fungi; Ascomycota; Sordariomycetes; Hypocreales; Bionectriaceae
Source: the annotation of a GenBank genome assembly